Molecule: messenger RNA, 1530 nt
Organism: Penicillium brasilianum
Lineage: Eukaryota; Fungi; Ascomycota; Eurotiomycetes; Eurotiales; Aspergillaceae
Source: the annotation of a GenBank genome assembly
AUGAAGCAUCGCAUCCGUUCCGGGGUGCCACAAACGCGCACUCAGAAGCAAGACAACACUUUGCUCUUCCUGGACUAUUUACAUGCGGAAGUGGAGGUUGCCGAAACCAUCACUAGCUUCUUCGUCCGCCGCUGCGUUUAUUUUGCAUUUUUUGGGAAGCCUCCACAGCACGGACAAAUCCCAAAUGGAGAUCAACCUAUGCGGGACGUGCCGACGUCGCCGCUGUUUGUUGAAGAGGAAGAACGGGCUGACAGCCAUGAGCAAACUAUGCAUGCAGUCCCACCAAACGCGCCCACUGCAGAUAGUCGAGAUGAGCCACAAAGUGAUGUGGCCCGAACGCGAGAGGCAAGACAAAGCAUAGAACACCAGCAGCAGCCGAGCAGCGAAAAAGCGCGGGAUCAUUUGAGGCGUCGGCGAAGGCGGAAAAUUCAUGUACGCGGGCUUACAUCGCGCCAGGCGACAGAGAGGGUACAAGACGCCAUGGAGUGGGAUUCUGUGGACACGGAAACUUGUGAUCAUCAUAUGUCAGACCAACUUUCCCUCGGGGAAUCAAUGAUUGGACCAGCACCGAUCACUUCAGUAACAGCUCAUACGUACGAUUCCAAUAGCCCUCCAGACCCUGGAGAUGGAGAUGCUAUUAGUGAUUGUACGAGGAUCUCCUUGGAAGCAAAUGAAACCGAGCAAGGUCUAGACGAAGAAGCAUUGGCCGUGGUGCCAGAUCGACAAGAUGCUCUCGAUGAGCAGGCGAGGAUUAAUCAUGCGGCCCGGUCAGCGUCUCCAGAACCCGAGGCCGACCAUUUGUCAAAUGGCAAUGGCCCUUCCGGGCAGCAAGCGUUGGAUACAUACCUUGCUCAUUUAAGAUGGGCCCAGGAAGAGCAGGAGCGAUUGGAAGAGGAGUUGGAGCUUGAGCGGCUUAAUGAAGAGCUCGGUCUGUCCAACCAGGUGCAAGUUCCCCCAGUGGAUUCGCCUCCGCUUGAGGAGAGACGAAAUUCACCGCCACUAGCCGCCAGCAACGAGUCGGCGCUACAGGGCCACCCGGAUCUCGAACACCAAUCUUUUGCACCCAAAGUCAAUCACGAUCAAUUGCCAGUCUCCCUCCAUGAUGGGCAGCCAGAAUCCACGGUGCAGAACCCGGAUCAAAUCGGAGCAACGGUCUCACCUCAAGCACAGCAAGGGCUUGUUGAGAUUCAGUUCUGGGCAUUUGAGCGAGGACAGUGGAGGAAGUCAGAUCGUCUCCUCGUAGACCCCUCGGACCCAUCACCACUCGAGCGAGUUGCGCGAAAGUAUAUAUGGAAAGGCUAUUCACUGUACGAUGUAAAUCUGCAAAGUCUCAGGCCGGCGCAAUGUUUCCGUGCGGCCACCGCCGAUGGCGAGAAUUCCAUAUUCGUGAUUUCUGACUCCGAAGAGCGGGAGCUUGUCGCUAAAGGCCGACUCACCAAGGAGAGGCAACUUCUAGCAAUGGCUUCCCGAGCGCUGGAGAGGACGGAAGAGGAAAGGCCGGCUCGUUCUGUGAAUCCAAGGGAACCAUGA